Molecule: messenger RNA, 708 nt
Organism: Orbicella faveolata
Lineage: Eukaryota; Metazoa; Cnidaria; Anthozoa; Scleractinia; Merulinidae
Product: gelsolin-like protein 1
Biological process (GO): actin polymerization or depolymerization
Cellular component (GO): actin cytoskeleton; cytoplasm
Molecular function (GO): actin filament binding
Source: RefSeq, a predicted model, not a curated record
UCGUUUUCAGGUCUGUUGAAGUUAUUUUCUUUUGAUGGUAAAUCUUCUGUUGAUGACUAUGCAAAUCUAAAUGAAUACUCCAAAAUCAUUCGAAUCUCAUAGGCAUUUUUACCAAUAUGUAGAUAAUUUGUCUUGCAGGGCUGAAUCAGGUUUCCGUCAUGUAGAAGCUAAGAAGUAUACUCCCCGCCUUCUCCAUGUGUUUGGGGAAAAGAACAAGGUGCAGAUCAAGGAAGUGAAGUUGAAGAAAGAUUACUUGAAUAAUGAUGACGUUUUCCUGAUUGACUUGGGACUGAAGAUUUAUCAGUGGAAUGGUGACAACAGUAACAAAAACGAGAGGUUUGAAGCAGGGAAACAUGCCAACCAAUUGAGAUCUGAUCGAGGUGGCAAACCAAGCAUAGAGGUUUUGGAUAACUGCGUGGUUAGUGACGUACCGGAAGAGCUGUUGGAGAUUUUCCCCGAUGAUGGAAAACCUGGAUCCAAAAAACCUAAAGAUAAGACUGAUGCUGGUGGUCAGUUUGAAAAAGUAUUGUUCAGGUUAGUUUAUAAAAUCUUCAGGAUGAAGGAGCUAUUUUAUAAAGCCGUGGUCCUUCAGCGUUCCUCGGCAACCACUGAGCCGCUCAUCAGCUCACCGUAUUUCUCUGUGCUGGUGACAUAACAUGCGUGUGAAGUAAUAGUAAUUGGAACGAGUAAAGUGGAAUACAAUUCAGG